CGGCUCACGGCAAUGCUCUAGGCCGGGGCGAUCGAAAAAUGCCAAUUUGCCAAUAUCCCUUCAUCGAUUCUCCCAACAUCGCCAUCGUCUAGGAUGGAGGAGCAGCUGAAGGAGCUUCUGCCUUUCUUACGCGACCGAAACGUUCAAGUUCGACAAUUAGCACUCUCAAAUCUCGUCUCGCAGACUCCAAAAGGCUCGCCACACAGAAGCAUCUUCUUUUCGGGCCAGUCUGGAGGUCUGAGCAAGCCAAAUGAGAGCGAUGUUAUUCGGGAUUUGAAGCUUCUCUGCAGGGAUCAGUUGACCGUUGCACACGAUGCAUUCAGAGCUCUUGUCAAUCUAUCUGACGCCCCGAUGCUACUAUCUUCUCUAUCGGAACCAUCGUUUUUGAAUUUCAUCGUUUCCUACAUCAUAAAUCCUCAAUCAAUAUGUGCAGACCUUGCUGCCAUGUUACUCUCCAAUCUCUCUGCAUCCUCGAGCGCAUGCGCUACCCUUUUAUCCAUGAAGGUCACUGUCAUUGCAGACGAAAAAGUCCAGAAUGGCUUCUUCGCAACGCAAUCGCGUUCAGGGUCAUGUGCUGUUCCAGUACCUUAUCCGACAGAGAAAGAGCAAGAAAUCCUUGCGUUGCCGUUACUGCUGGAUGCGUUUGUACAGGGUGCACAAGUAGAUGGUAUUCAAGACUUAUCAAAACGAUCCCGGAAAGGAAGUUUACAUUUCUUGGCGAGUGUGUUCGGGAAUUUGACUUCGUCUCCGACAGGACGCGAACAUUUCUUGACACCGCGACCUUCGAAUCCAUUGAAACCUGAUUCGGAGCUUGAAUACCCGCUUGCAAAGAUAGUUUCCUUUACGGAGCACAAGGAUAUUAUCCGACGUGGCGGAGUCAUUUCCGUGUUCAAAAACUGCGCUUUCAAUGCUCGAGCCCAUAAAGCUAUCCUAAGCCCAGAAACUGAACGUGUCGCAGUGUCCCCAUCAACUAUAAAAGCCCCUGGUAUCAGUGCUCUGCCCUAUCUUUUGUUGCCCCUCGCCGGGCCUGAGGAAUUUGAUCUGGAGGUAAGAUUCCGCUAUAAGUCCUUCAAUCUUGUAAUCCUGACAAUCUUGGGGAUACCAGGACCAAGAAAGGCUACAUCCAUCUCUCCAAUUCCUACCCCCAGAAAAAACUCGCGAACCCGAUCGAACUCUCCGUCUAACGCUUAUCGAAGCGUUCUUGCUCCUCUCUCACACUCGAUGGGGACGUGAUUUUCUUCGAGCCAAUGGGGUUUAUGAGAUCAUUAAGGUUGCACAUGAGGUAGAAAGCGUUGACAAGAUAUCUGAACACAUGGAACGCCUUGUUAUGUUGAUCAAGGGCGAUGAGCCCUCUCAGGGACCUUCGGAAGAGGAAGAAUUCGACCUGGCGACUAACAGAAAUAGACUGGAGAUUGAGGGAAUCACAUCAUCAUCAUCAUCAAAGCAGGAUGUAGAUGUAGAUGAGGAGGAAGACGGACCUGCGAUUGGGUCACUGGUCGCUGAUGAAGUCGACGAAAAUGAUAUGAUUGAAGAAAUAUGAUUGUUUUGAAGCCCAGGCUAGGGCAGUCGUUCAUAAUUAGGUGAAACAAGGCGCACUGCUACCCCCUAAUCUCAAGCAAGGGCCACUACCACGUUGAAUCCAUGGAGAUGGUUUGAAAGUAGGACACGAUCCUUGCAAUUCUGUGACGUGCGGCGUAGAUUCGGAAUACAUGGUUACAUCUCAAGUGAAUUGACGGGUGAAAGGCUCGAACAUGCAUCUCUUCACUGACAGCCCCAUCGGGGCUGUCCCCGUUUCCACUCUGAUUGUUUUCAACUUUUUUUUUCUUUAGUUGGAUCCCCCCUAAACGGCUCGUUGGUACGAUUAGCCACCCCCGAAAUUUGCCGGGAUCUUAUGCACCUUGUAACGAUGGACCUGUGUCUGAUGGACAGGAAUCGACACUCCAACUGACUUGCGAGCGUCCCGUCAGUUCUUCGAGAUGCUCUACUCAGUACUGUAGUGCUUUGGUCUGGCCAAGGGGACCCAUUCCAGAACUCUACAUCGCCUGAAAGCCUAUAAAUCCAUUAAUUGUGCUUCCGCCCAUCGUGGGAUGGCUGUCGACGUCGCUUACUUGGCAAUCUUGGUACGGCUAUUCUGGGCUGAGUUGCCCUCAAAUUGAAUAGUCCCUUGUUAGCCUUGUUCGUUACCAUUGUUACAUUGAACCUGUUACUUGGCAUUUUUAACUUGUUCUCCACUUGUUUCUAUGGCUACAUCUUCACUGGGAGCGCCUAUCAGACGUUGUCAGCACCCUCUUUUACUCGUAUAUAUACCCUGCACUCAUGAUUCCGA
Molecule: messenger RNA, 2326 nt
Organism: Marasmius oreades (fairy-ring Marasmius)
Lineage: Eukaryota; Fungi; Basidiomycota; Agaricomycetes; Agaricales; Marasmiaceae
Exons: 7
Coding region: 94-1233 (379 amino acids)
Source: RefSeq, a predicted model, not a curated record